Molecule: messenger RNA, 2247 nt
Organism: Lodderomyces oxycetoniae
Lineage: Eukaryota; Fungi; Ascomycota; Pichiomycetes; Serinales; Debaryomycetaceae
Exons: 1
Coding region: 1-2247 (748 amino acids)
Source: RefSeq, a predicted model, not a curated record
AUGAAGCUUUCCACCGCGUCUCUUGUAGCCGUCGCUUCGUUGGCUUGUUCAACUGAAGCUACAUUCGGCUUAUUAAAUGGCUUAUUCCAAAGUUUUGUACCAACUACUGUUGCACCAACUUGUACUACUCAACAAAUAUACUAUGAUCCUUCUUCAAGCGUGAGAAAAAGAACUGUUGGUAAAACCAAUUUCAAAUCCGCUUUUGUUGUUUCCGAAGCUCAAAAGAAUGCUGAUGGCACUUUCAGCGUUGUUGGUAACUUUGAAUGUGAGAAAGCUGACGAGUUGAAGACAAACUUUGCAGCGGGUAUCAAACACUUGUCACUUGAAGGUACUGGAUGUGGCAACGUUCAAUUGUAUGGCCCUGGCUCCGUUAGCCCCGUUCAAAAUCCAUACAAAUGGUCUGCAAGUUUCCAAGUUAAACCAGAAAGCAAAUUAGGUAAAUGUUGUCUCCCAUCAGGUUUUGAAAUUGUUACUGCUUAUGAUGAACUUUCUCCCGUAUGGGGAAUAUUAGGUCAAGUUUUAGAACUUCCAAUCGUUAAAUACAAAGUUGCUCUUGUUCAAAAAGGUCUUGAAAUUGUUCUGGCAAGUGGUUUGUUCAAUACUCUUUUGUCCAUUCUUAAGAGAGAUAAUGUUGUUGAUGCCUCGAAAUAUGAUAAGAGAACAUUUGGUUUAGUAUUGGGCUUGUUGGACACUGUACUAGGAGGUGCAGAAUUUGGUGAGUUGAAUCAAUACUGUUGGGAUUGUGAUUGUGUUUCAACUGGUGGAUCAGGCUCAGGCUCGGGAUCAUCAGGCUCGGGAUCAGGCUCAGGCUCAGGAUCAGGCUCAGGCUCAGGCUCAGGAAAACCAGGAUCACCAGGAUCACCAGGCUCAGGCUCAGGAUCACCAGGAUCACCAGGAUCACCAGGCUCAGGAUCACAACUGUCAAUUUUACCAGUGUCAGUUACACCAGGAUCCGGAUCUCCUUCAACUACUAUUGUCACAAUCACAUCAUGCGCAAAGAACGUAUGCUCAAGAGUAACCCGUACUACCGGAGUAACUGUUAUAACCGAAGGUACUACCAUCUACACUACUUACUGUCCAUUAACCGAUGAGCCAGUUGAAACUGAAGAGCCAGUUGCUGAAGAAUCAGCUGUUGAAGAACCAGAACCAGAACAAUCAGUAGCUCCUGAAUCAUCAGAGGAACAAGAAGAAGAACCAGUUGAAACCGAAGAACCAGUUGCAGAAGAACCAGUUGAAACUGAAGAGCCAGUUGCAGAAGAACCAGUUGAAACCGAAGAGCCAGUUGCAGAAGAACCAGAAACCGAAACUGUUACUGCACACGCAACUACUGUUGUCACAGUCACAUCAUGUGUAAACAACGUAUGCUCAAGUGAAACCCAUACUACUGGAGUAGCUGUUAUAACCGAAGGUACUACCAUCUACACUACUUACUGUCCAUUAACCGAUGAGCCAGUUGAAACUGAAGAGCCAGUUGCUGAAGAAUCAGCUGUUGAAGAACCAGAACCAGAACAAUCAGUAGCUCCUGAAUCAUCAGAGGAACAAGAAGAAGAACCAGUUGAAACUGAAGAGCCAGUUGCAGAAGAACCAGUUGAAACUGAAGAGCCAGUUGCAGAAGAACCAGAAACCGAAACUGUUACCGCACACGCAACUACUGUUGUCACAGUCACAUCAUGUGUAAACAACGUAUGCUCAAGUGAAACCCAUACUACUGGAGUAGCUGUUAUAACCGAAGGUACUACCAUCUACACUACUUACUGUCCAUUAACCAACGAGCCAGCUAAAACCAAAGCACCAAUUGCAAAUCACAAUAAAGAACCGGCUCCAUCAGUCAGUGAAGCUGAAGGUGAGGAAUCAGCAGAACAUACAGCCGAAACCUUUGAACAAGCACCAGAACCAGAAGUUGCCGCUGCUGAACAAGCACCAGAACCAGAAGUUGCACCUGUUGAACAAGCACCAGAACCAGAAGUUGCCGCUGCUGAACAAGCACCAGAACCAGAAGUUGCACCUGCAGCUGUUGAACAAGCACCAGAACCAGAAGUUGCAGCUGUUGCAGUUGAGGACCAGGAUUCAACCUUAACCACUGCUGUCUUCAUCACAAGCACUCUUGAACCAGCUUUAGUAGAAGCAGAAACUGAAUCUGCCCUUUCUACACCUGAAACAGCUACAGUUUCUACUUAUGAGGGUGCAGGUAACAACAAAUACUCCUUUGGUGCCGCUUUGAUUGUUGCUGCCGCAUUAUUCGUCUAA